UGGUCAUAAGUUGGAAGUUGAAUCUACCAAUGCUAAGAAUAUCAAAACUUUAGAGAUCGGAGCCUUCAUCUUCCUUUGAUCCGGUAAAUGCCCAAACCACACGAAAUAAUCCCAUUCUACGCUGCUCUCCUCGAAGCCUGCUCCUCCACCAAGAACCUCCACACUCUCAAGCAAAUUCACGCUCUUACCAUAACACUUCAUAUCUCUCACCACCAUUUCAUUCGAACCAAGCUCGCUUCAACCUACGCCGCCUGCGCCCAACUCCCACAAGCCAACACCAUCUUCUCCUUCGCCACUCGCCGCCCCACCUACCUCUUCAAUGCUCUCAUCAGAGCCCACUCUUCUCUCCGUCUCUUCUCCCAAUCCCUCUCCAUUUUCCGCCACAUGCUCCUUUCUGGAAAAUCCACUGAUCGCCAUACUUUCCCGCUGGUGCUCAAGUCAUGUACCGGCCUCUCCUCCUUGCGCCUUGGCCGCCAGGUUCAUGGGGCUCUUCUGAUUAAUGGCUUCUCUGCAGAUUUGCCUAGUUUGAAUGCUUUGAUUACCAUGUAUAGCAAAUGCGGGGAUUUGGGUGUUGCUCGGAAGGUGUUUGAUGGAAUGCCCGAAAGGAAUGGGGUGUCGUGGUCGGCUUUGAUGGCGGGUUAUGGGGUUCAUGGGAUGUUUGGGGAGGUGUUUAGGUUGUUCGAGAGGAUGGUGAAAGAAGGGCAAAGGCCGGAUGAGCUCACUUUUACAUCUCUUCUUACGGCUUGUAGCCAUGGAGGGUUGAUUGAGAAAGGGAAGGAGUAUUUUCGUACGAUGAGAAUGGAGUUUCAUUUGAGGCCUGGGUUGCAACAUUAUACUUGCAUGGUGGAUUUGCUUGGGAGAUUGGGGCAAGUGGAAGAAGCAGAGAAGUUGAUAAUGGAGAUGGAGAUGGAGCCUGAUGAGGCUUUGUGGGGUGCCAUGUUGAGUGCUUGUCGGAUUCAUGGGAGGGUUGAUGUGGCAGAUAGGGUGCAAAAACGGUUUAUCAAACAACAAUGAUCUUAUAUUUUGUAAGUUAUGUUUGAUGGUUGGUUUCAUAAGUUCUUCAUUGAUUCAACUUUUUUACAACAAAUUGGUUUUCGACAUCGAUUUGUCCAAAGAAACCGCAUGAAUUUGACUCGCUUAACUUUAUGCAUGUAAUCAAAUGGUGUUAGUAAUACCUCUCAUGAAUGGAGAUUGAAAGAAAUAGCUGAUGGA
Cucumis melo (muskmelon) is the source of this 1212-nucleotide messenger RNA. Its product is annotated as pentatricopeptide repeat-containing protein At3g46790, chloroplastic-like. Gene Ontology annotation, molecular function: protein binding; RNA binding. The coding region runs from base 88 to 1014 and encodes 308 amino acids. The record is from RefSeq and is a predicted model, not a curated record. Lineage: Eukaryota; Viridiplantae; Streptophyta; Magnoliopsida; Cucurbitales; Cucurbitaceae. Gene Ontology annotation, biological process: RNA modification. The transcript has a single exon.